Molecule: messenger RNA, 698 nt
Organism: Cuscuta europaea
Lineage: Eukaryota; Viridiplantae; Streptophyta; Magnoliopsida; Solanales; Convolvulaceae
Source: the annotation of a GenBank genome assembly
CUUCUCACUUCCUGAUUUAGUUUCUCCUUUUUGACUUCCUUUACACUUCACUUCCUCACAUAAACUUUCUCCAUCUUCCUUCAACACUUCCUCUGUAUCUUCUGCAUUCCCUUGAUCUCAUCGCCUAUGGAGAAAACAUAUUUAGAUGAUUCUGGGUCUUCUAAGACAGAGUCAGGCAGAGAGAUAAACCCACAAGUUAAUUGUCAUCACAACAUGAAAUCGAUUUUGCGAGUUGUUCGUAACGGGGUCAAUGCUGGAAAGAAGUAUCAUGUUUGCUCUUUAUGGCCUAAUGAUAAUUGCGGUUUUUUCAAGUGGGGAGAUGGGAGUGAGGUGAUGCGUGAAAGUGAAGAGUUUGAUGCAUUAGAGAACCACUCAGCUAUAGUUGUACUGGAAUUUAAGAAGAGAAUGCUGAAAGAAAAGAUAAAGAAGUUGCAAGUGGAAAAUGUGACAUUGAAGAAGAAAGUGCAGGAGACGACAAAGGUAGCUCGCCAAUUGCGCCAUCAAAAUUUAGAAAUGAUCAAGGAAUUUGGAACAGUACUCAACUUAUCAAAAUGUCAUAGUUCGUUGUGUUUAUUGUAAUUUUCUUUUUCAAUUAAGUAUUGGUGUAGUAGGUUUGAUCAGUCAUGUUAUUUUCCAUUUCAUUUUCUGUAUUAACAAACGGCUGAAUGUAGUAGGUCUUAUUUGCAAUGAAGUAUGCC